Pelmatolapia mariae (spotted tilapia) is the source of this 1352-nucleotide messenger RNA. It is a transcript of the gene adi1, whose product is annotated as acireductone dioxygenase 1. NCBI's taxonomy places the organism in Eukaryota, Metazoa, Chordata, Actinopteri, Cichliformes, Cichlidae. The record is from RefSeq and is a predicted model, not a curated record. Gene Ontology annotation, molecular function: acireductone dioxygenase [iron(II)-requiring] activity. Bases 239 to 778 code for a protein of 179 amino acids. The transcript has 5 exons.
CUGUGACAGAAACAUCAAACAUGGCUCCCUCUGAUAGAGUCCAGUAGAAACAGUAAAGCUCGUUUCUGAUUGGUCAGUCUUCCUCUAACCUGAAGGAGUCCCAAAUGAAGGUGAUCCCGUACCUACAUGCAGGUACUUGAAAGCAGCACACCGGAAGUGCUGCCGGAGUCACGUGACACAGCCAUACAGCAGUAAGAGGGUCUGACAGCGCGCGGGUCCAGUUGUGAAGUGUUUCGUCAUGGGUCUGGAGGCCUGGUACAUGGACGGGUCCGAGGAGGACCAGAGGAGGCCGCACAGGCUGGAGCCGCACCAGCCGGUGAGCCUGGAGCAGCUGAAGGAGCUCGGAGUGUUUUACUGGCAGCUGAACGCCGACAUCUAUGAAAGCGACCCGGAGCUGCAGCAGAUCCGUAAGGACCGGGGUUACUCCUACAUGGACAUCAUCACGAUCCACAAGGACACUCUGCCCAACUACGAGGAGAAGCUGAAGAUGUUCUUCGAGGAGCACCUCCACCUGGACGACGAGAUCCGCUACAUCCUGGACGGCCAGGCCUACUUCGACGUCAGGGACAGGGAGGACCGGUGGAUCCGGAUCGCCAUGAGAAAAGGGGACCUGAUCACGCUGCCGGCGGGCAUCUACCACCGCUUCACACUGGACGAGACGAACUACACGAAGGCCAUGCGGCUGUUUGUGGGCGAGCCGGUGUGGAAGGCUUACAACCGCCCCGCUGACGACUUUGACAUCCGUCAGCGAUACGUGGCGUCCCUGCAGGGAUCCUGAGAGCGCUGCGGACGCCGUUCCCACUGUAGUCAGAGCCUCUGCAGAAAAAGGCUGUCCAAUCAGAGCAGAGAACGCUGAUGUGGACGACGAUGUAGCAUGAAGAUUUUAAUUUCAGUUUCUACUUCUUAGACAGAAAUGUUAGUUUUUACUGUGAGGAACAAUCAGCCACAACAUUAAAACCAGAGCAUGACAUCACCGUGACAUCACCAAAGCCACGACACAAAACAUUUCACUGGUUUUGACACUAAUUUCCAAAAUUGACCUCACGUGUGCUUCAUGACUCAGAACGAGACCAUCAGCAGGUCAUGGCGUGAGGGCAGCGUCGCCCUGCUGGCCGUGAGAGAGAAUGCAGAGGUCAGGUGACUCUUAGACACCUGGAUAAGACGCGCAAAACUCCUGCAAGGUGAGCCUGGAGGCUCCGCCCCUCCACACAGAGGUCCUGGGUGGUUUGGAUGUUGUGGCACAGCUUCAUUCAUCAGGACUUUAACUCUUCUUUAAAGGUUCUCGUGAUUAUUCCGGAUCCAGCUCGUUAGUGCCUUCCUGUCUCGCUGAUGGAUUAAAGGAUAAAUAUGAA